GAGCGAGAGAGAGAGAGAGUGCUUCAGUGAUUCCCACACUGUCUUGCUGGCUGGCACUAAGCGCUGUGUUCUGAUCCGGCCCCUCUGAUGGGGUUUCAUGCUUGUAGGCAGUGUUGGGGACUCUGAGAGCAACGCACUUUUCCAAGCCUCAUCUUGACUUAUUUGAAAAUCCUGCUCACUGACCAUCUCAGCCCACCAAGAUGAGACUCAGGACAACUCAUCUCAGACUCAAUGAUGGCUAAUGGAUCCUGAAGAAGGGUCAGUCACUCGAACCCAAAAGGGAGAUAAAAAGGACAGCGAACUCAAGUGGUCGAAGGACGCCUUGCAGAUAUGAGAGUGAUACUGGCGUGUUGCCUCCUCUCCCUCCUCUCUCAAUCACAUGCCUGUCCCAAAGAGUGCAGCUGCAAUGCAAACACCAAAGUUGUGGACUGCAGGGGUCGAGGCCUGUAUGACAUUCCUCGACGAUUACAUCCAGACACCCAAGAGUUAUAUCUUCAAGACAAUCGAAUCAGAGGCCUUGGAUCGAUGGCUUUUCGAGAAAUACCGCUUGUUCGCAUUCUCGAUCUAUCAAACAACUCGAUAACAUCUGUUUCCCCAACUGCUCUUCUGGGGCUCAGAACUCUGCAGCGGCUCAGCCUGGCCUACAACAGCCUGAGAGAGCUUGACAAGCGGUUAUUUGGACCCAUUCACUCACUUUCACACCUUGAUCUUUCACACAACAGCCUAUGGGGCUUGUCCGGAGCCAUGGGUGACAAUCUGAGGAACCUGAGCCACCUGGGGCUCGCCCACAACAGGCUAACACGACUAGACCGAUCCCUGCUGGAGACCUUGGCCCACCUGGACAGCCUCACACUACGAAGCAACCCAUGGAAGUGUGACUGCCACCUUAUAGGCCUCAAACUGUGGCUGGAGACCUACCUCUUCAAAGGUGGUGCAGUGGAUGAGGUGCUUUGCUACCAGCCUCUCGAGAUGAGGGACAGAGACCUACAGAAGGUCCCUUACCAGCUUUUCCAUGCCUGCAUGACCACCAGCUACCAUUACUUAUUUGCCAACAUCCAUCAUCUGGAGUCGGAGCGGCUGCUGCGAGGCCACAUCCAUGGCAACCACGCUCACCCUUCAAGCCACGCGCUCCAUGUCCCGAUGGCAAUGGGGGAGGGCUUUGGCGGUGGUGGAGGAAGUUUGCCAGAGUGCGAGCCUAAGCAAAGGCACCGACCAGUCAACUUGCGUCACGCUAUCGCCACAGUGAUCAUCACCGGUGUAGUUUGUGGGAUAGUGUGUCUGAUGAUGCUGGCUGCAGCGGUGUACGGAUGCGCAUAUGCUGCCAUCAUGGCUAAAUAUCAGCGAGAGCUAAAGAAGAAUGAAGAGUUGGCGGCAGCUCGUGUAGCCAAGCUUGCCACACUGGAUGAAAAGGAACCACUGGAGAAUGCUAUUGCCUAGGAGAUGGUGACACAACUUUAAACGUGGGUCUCAACCCUUUAACUCAAAAAUAUUUGGAUGCCAUAUGUGUGUGCAUGUGCGACUGUGAGAACAAGGAGAGAGAUGUAUAUUUGUGAUUCAUGUUUGUAGCGUCUUCUAAAACAUGGGUAGCUAAUUUACGCAGGUAUUUCUCUAUGCAGUACAGAAAUGGAACUGUGCGCAAAUUUGAAGGCACGGGGCAAAGUGGGAAAAAAAAAAGAAUAUACAGCAUUUUAUUUUCUCUUAGAGACGCAUAUCACAGAUACAGUAGAUGCAAAUUGCUAAAUUCAUUUCUCUGUAUUUGUAGAUCUUAGUAAAUCUCUGGUAUUUCAAAUGUUUUUUUUAGAUGUUGUUCAUGGUUAUCUUGUCUAAUUUUGAAAUUAAUAGUAGGCAGCUCAUCAAUAUUGUUAUGUUUCAUUUGUUUGUAAAAAAAAGGACACAAAGACUGCUUGUGUCAUUAUUUAUGCCAAUUGUGAGUAUGUGCGCUGAAUGCUCAUUUAUAGAGAAUUGCAUUGUUUGUGCCUAAUAAUGUGAUACAGUUUUACAGAGAAAAUGUGUUUUAUUAAGGAUAUUUUUCUGACAACUAUUUCAGGGACAAUGGGUACAUUUUUAAAGCAAUAACAACAUUUGGACUCAGCCUUGUUGUGUUUCCACAACUUCAGGGGUUCACAUGGCUUAUUGUCCAUUAUUGUACUGCUGCACAAAAUCACAUUUACUCAUACAAACAUUUACUGUCCAGUCACUUGAGAUGUUGUUUGUGAGUCAAUUAUGUAAAGGUAAACAUGUCUUUUAGUAUGUAUUAUACAAAAUAAAUAGAGACAUUCUACCUAACUGCAAAAUUUAUACUGAUCAGAUAUUUGAGCAGUUUCUUUCUUAAUUACACAUUUGUACAAUGGGAAAAGAUGGACAUUCCAAAUGUACCCACAUUAUUUUUUUAUACGGAAAGAAAGGCAUUUGGGUGAAAAAUGAUAUCUAAAAACACGCAUCUUGCCAAACGAUAAGAUCUUAUAAUAUAUUUAUCUUAUUAUAAAAGGUCUUCACAGCACUGAUUGGAAAAUUACAAAUGUAUUAAUGAAAAAUAAAACUGUUUUAAAAAAAAUCAUAAAGCAUUAAAUCAAAGGUGUUCAAAGUGUGUCACAGGGAAUUUGCCCUUAAAAAACAUCUUUUGGCUAGAGGCGCCCCUUAUUAAACACAUUUCUGCAUCAUAUUUUGCAAAGUGUUUUGAUCAUC
Molecule: messenger RNA, 2685 nt
Organism: Entelurus aequoreus (snake pipefish)
Lineage: Eukaryota; Metazoa; Chordata; Actinopteri; Syngnathiformes; Syngnathidae
Gene: lrtm1
Product: leucine-rich repeat and transmembrane domain-containing protein 1
Exons: 4
Coding region: 331-1437 (368 amino acids)
Molecular function (GO): protein binding
Source: RefSeq, a predicted model, not a curated record